Molecule: messenger RNA, 1818 nt
Organism: Puma concolor (puma)
Lineage: Eukaryota; Metazoa; Chordata; Mammalia; Carnivora; Felidae
Gene: ST6GALNAC4
Product: ST6 N-acetylgalactosaminide alpha-2,6-sialyltransferase 4
Biological process (GO): ganglioside biosynthetic process; oligosaccharide metabolic process
Molecular function (GO): alpha-N-acetylgalactosaminide alpha-2,6-sialyltransferase activity
Source: RefSeq, a predicted model, not a curated record
UGCCGGCGGCGCACGUUCGGUUUCCAGUCUCCAGAAGCCGCGGCCGCGGUGCCGCCUCCGCCCCGGGGCUCAGGCUUCCAGCCCGGCCCGCCCGGUUUGCGGGCCAUGGAGCUCCGAGCAGUGGAUCGAGAACAGCCGGAGCGCCCCAGCCUACCCGUCUGGUGCCUGGCUGCCACCCCUUCCCAGCCUGAGCCCUGGAGACAGCAGCCCCCAGGCUGCUGAGCAGCGGCAACAGCAUGAAGGCUCCGGGUCGGCUCCUGCUUGUCAUCCUGUGCUCCUCGGGCUUCUCAGCUGCCUACAUCCUGCUGUGCUGCUGGGCCUGCCUGUCCUUCUGCCUGGCCCCCUGCCUGGACCCCCACCCGUCCACCAACUCCAGGCCCACUGUGCCAGGGCCCCUGCACUUCAGCGGAUAUAGCAGCGUGCCAGAUGGGAAGCCGCUGGUCCGAGAACCAUGCCGUAGCUGUGCCGUGGUGUCCAGCUCCGGCCAGAUGCUGGGCUCGGGCCUGGGCGCGGAGAUCGACAGUGCCGAGUGCGUGCUGCGCAUGAACCAGGCACCCACCGUGGGCUUUGAGGCGGACGUGGGCCGGCGCAGCACCCUGCGCGUGGUCUCGCACACGAGUGUGCCUCUGCUGCUGCGCAACUAUUCCCACUACUUCCAGCACGCCCGUGACACGCUCUACGUGGUGUGGGGCCAGGGCAGGCACAUGGACCGGGCGCUGGGCGGCCGUACCUACCGCACACUGCUACAGCUCACGAAGAUGUACCCGGGCCUGCAGGUCUACACCUUCACGGAGCGCAUGAUGGCCUACUGCGACCAGGUCUUCCAGGACGAGACGGGCAAGAACCGGAGACAGUCCGGCUCCUUCCUCAGCACCGGCUGGUUCACCAUGAUCCUCGCCCUGGAGCUGUGCGAGGAGAUCGUGGUCUACGGAAUGGUCAGCGACAGCUACUGCAGACAGGUUAUUUAUGCUCACAGAGUACGUCUCCAGCCUAGAAGCGGCCAGCUUGCAAGAGCCAGAGCCAGGGUCAAACCCUGGCCCGUGGGAUCCGUGGGCUGCCCUGCGCCUCCCCUGUCUGUCCUGACCUUCCCCGGGACCAGGCAUGGGGGUGCUCCGGCGGGGAGUCCCUGGGAGGAGAGCCACCCCUCGGUGCCUUACCACUACUUUGAGAAGGGCCGGCUGGACGAAUGUCAGAUGUACCUGGCCCACGAGCGGGCGCCCCGCAGCGCCCACCGCUUCAUCACUGAGAAGGCCGUGUUCUCCCGCUGGGCCAAGAAGAGGCCCAUUGUGUUUGCCCACCCAUCGUGGAGGACCCAGUAGCCCCAUCGCCUAGCCAGCCACAAGGCCCUCACUGGGCCUCUGUUCCACACUCCACCGGAAACAUUUAAUUUAUGGAUCCUGUCUCCUGCCACAUGCCUAGUGGACCUAAGGUCCCUUCUGGCCCUACCCUGGGGACACUUGGAGCCAUCUUAGGCCUCCCGACUUGAGGGGAGAAGAGGAGGACUGUGGUGACCUUUGCAGCCCUUCCCUGCACCCCACUUUCUGAGUAAUCCAAAUCUUCAUUUUGGGGUUCACCCCCCCCUCUGGGUCUGUCCAGUGGCCUUUGCCCCCGGGGCUGAUGGCCCCUCAACUCACCAGCAUUGUGAUCUUCGAUCUUUCAACAGCCCUGGUCCUUCUUCACUGUCCCCCCUCCACCUGCCUUUGGUGCCACAUUUCCCAGGCUGGAGCUUGGGGUUCGUUGGGCAAAGGGGCCUUUGAACUGUGACUGCCAGGGCCACCUCUGGAGUGUACGGGUAAACAUGUGUUUUCUGGAAGCCUG